CCCCGCGGGGACGUCAGUAUUGGCGGUUAAAAUCGUCAUGAGUACAUUCGCUACGUCGUACAUCGUUCUUUGGGGAAACUAAUCACUUAUUGUAUUUGUACGUCGCUCCUGAGCGGAUCUUAAAUGAACGAAUCUUCAGUUCUUCACAACGCCAGCUGAGUGAACGAGUCCAUUCUCACUCCACCACCUUCACGGCGUUGCUUGACGCUGGCUCCUCAUUGGUCAUUCGCUGGCGAAUCGCAAAUCACCUGGCAGUGGGCAAAUGAAGUGUCCCCCAGGCUUGCACGCCGGCUGCUCAUUGGUCAUUCGCUGAAUAUUCAGACGUGACUGACGUCUCCGCUCCCACAGCGGCUGCCAAGAUAAAGGAACAAAUCACUCGAGCUCCAGUCCAGGAACUCAAGGAUAUCUCCAGACCUUAGCAAGAGCUAACCUUUUGGCUAACACUGUGCUGGGUUUAAUCAGGGCCCCUCCUCUUUCUGGUCGGCCUCCUCCUCUUCAUCCUCCAGGCCGUUGUGACCUUCCAGUCGCGCACACACGGCGGGGAGCUCACAGCAGCGAGUCACCAGAAAGAGUCGACAUUAUUUGUGUGUGAGGCUUUUGAAGCUGUCGAUGCGAGCGGAUGAAGACGUUCUAAUCCGUUACAUAAGAGAAGACAGCAGCAGGGGAGAGCAAACAAUCCGGGCCAACGUCUGCCACAGACAUGGGCCGUCAGGAGGCCGACGGCGUGAGGAAAAAGAACACGCAAGACAUCCGGGAGAUUUUUGACUUCAUUGAGGAGUUGGGAUCGGGCGCCUUCUCCGAGGUCUUUAUGGUACGGGAGAAGAAGACGGGAAGGACUUUUGCGAUGAAAUGCAUCAAGAAGAAACAAUGCAUUGACACCAAUCUGGAGAACGAGAUCGCCGUGCUAACGAGAAUACAACAUGAGAAUGUGGUGGGGAUGGAAGAUUUCUAUGAAAGUCAGACUCAUUUCUACCUGAUCAUGCAACUCGUGUCUGGCGGCGAGCUCUUUGACCGUAUCCUGGAGCGAGGCGUGUACUCUGAGAUGGACGCCAGCCGCGUGAUCCAACAGGUGCUUUGUGCUGUCAGCUACCUGCAUCACAACGACAUUGUGCAUCGGGACCUCAAGCCGGAGAACAUCCUGUACUACAGCCCGGAGGAGAACUCCAAGAUCAUGAUCAGUGAUUUCGGUUUGUCCAAAAUGUUGGACAAGGGUGUCAUGUCCACUGCCUGUGGCACUCCGGGUUAUGUUGCUCCUGAAGUGUUGGCACAGAAACCUUACAGCAAGGCAGUGGACUGCUGGUCUAUCGGUGUGAUCACGUACAUCUUAUUGUGCGGAUAUCCCCCGUUCUACGAAGACAGCGAGACGCGCCUCUUCUUCAAGAUCACUCAGGCUCAGUACGAGUUUGACUCGCCAUUCUGGGAUGACAUUUCCGAAUCGGCCAAAGACUUCAUCCGCAACAUGAUGCAGAAGAAUCCCCUCAAGCGCUACACCUCUGAGCAAGCGCUCAGGCACCCCUGGAUCACCGGAAAGACGGCGCGGAGCCGGGACAUCUACGAUUCGGUCAGCGAGCAGAUCCAGAAGAACUUUGCCAGGUCCAAGUGGAAGCGAGCCUUCAACGCCACCGUGGCCGUCAACCACAUGAAGAAACUGCAGCUGUCCCACGCCAAGCGGCUACCCGAGGCCGCUGGCGUCCCGAACACCCAGGGAGUCGAUGAGUCCCCUCCGGUCUCACGACGCAAGCGUCUCGAUCCCGAGGAGGAGACCGAAGCGCCCGGGGAUCACUCCAGCACGCUCGCCGGCCACGUGGACUUGAAAUGCCGCUUUCGUCCGCUGAAAGCCAGCCAGAGUGCACACCGCUCACCCGCCGUUGCUGAGCAGGGGAAGUACAUCUACCACUCGGAGCCCGCCAACCUCAACGGAUAUGACAAAACCAGAAUCGGCAAGACCCUUCAGACCAGCGUUUGCGCCGUCAUGUGAAGCUCAAUUGAAUUUGACUCGGGGGAUAAAAAAAACUCUUUUCACAGUCAGUGUGGUUGGCUUGACUCGGCUUGCAGCUGUUUUUCUGUCUACAGCGCCACCUGGUGCUGGGAAGGGGAAGCGGUUGAUCCUGUGACGAGACCCCCUGGCCCCCAGGUCUCGAGCUACUCCAACCACUGGGACAGAUUUGCCAUUUAGAUUUAGUGCUCUAGAUACGAAAGUGCCGAUGAGACCUUCCACAAAUGAGUAAACACAUAUUUGCACAAAUAGACCCAGGUAAUAGCGUCCACUCAGAUUAAAGCGCAAUGAUGGGCUCGCUUUACGCAGCCCUUAUGCUUCCUGUCACGUGUCAGACCAAAUCGAUUACAGUGGGCAACACGAUUUUUGUUUAGUGCUGAAUACAAGCUGUUUUCAACUAAUUUUAGGGUGACGAAUCCAAAACCGAUCAGUUUUUCUCUAUCACGUCAAAUUUUUCAACUAUAAUCCCCAGUUUCUUAAAAAGUAUGAAAAAUACUAUACUUAACAGAUAUGAGCCUGUUUUAUAAAACCUUUCAAAUAUUGACAUACAAUUAAAUGUGAAACACAACAGGCAUAACUGCUUUGUUUAUUUAACACUAUUUUGUUUGCCAAAGGAUAUGGCACAAAUCCAUUUAAUUCCUAUUUUGCACGUUUUCCGUAUGCACAGUUUUUUUUUGCAAAGUAUGUAAAAAAUAAAAAAAUAAAUAAAUAAAUACAUAAAGCGGCAGAUUAUCUGAAGCUCAUUCAUACUGAAAAUUUUGACUCGCCUCCCCCAAAAAAAAGAAAAAAAAAAACACCCAGCGGGCAGCUCCCCAUGACCUGAAAAAACAACAACUUAUAGUGAUGUUAUGUAUGUAUCAGGCAUUUUCAGAACAACUAACUGAAAUAAAGUGCUGUAUGCAAAAACAAUUCCAACAAGACUAUUGCACAAUACGGAAGCGAAUU
Syngnathoides biaculeatus (alligator pipefish) is the source of this 2941-nucleotide messenger RNA. RefSeq names its product calcium/calmodulin-dependent protein kinase IGb (gene camk1gb). Gene Ontology annotation, cellular component: intracellular anatomical structure. Gene Ontology annotation, biological process: peptidyl-serine phosphorylation. Bases 701 to 1978 code for a protein of 425 amino acids. The transcript is spliced from 15 exons. Gene Ontology annotation, molecular function: calcium/calmodulin-dependent protein kinase activity; calmodulin binding; ATP binding. Lineage: Eukaryota; Metazoa; Chordata; Actinopteri; Syngnathiformes; Syngnathidae. The record is from RefSeq and is a predicted model, not a curated record.